CCGUUCCCAUGUUAUGGUCCUUCGAGUGUCAUGGCGGGUUGCCGAGGGUCUUCUUCGAGAUGGUUCUUCACUCGGGAACAGUUGGAAAAUACUCCCACUCGUCGUUGUGGGAUCGAGGCUGACAAGGAGCUGUCUUACCGUCAGCAGUCUGCUAACUUGAUACAAGACAUGGGUCAAAGACUGAAUGUUUCUCAAUUGACUAUCAACACAGCAAUCGUGUAUAUGCACCGGUUUUAUAUGCAUCAUUCCUUCGUCAAGUUUCCCAGGAAUAUAACAUCAUCAGCUGCAUUAUUUCUAGCAGCAAAAGUUGAGGAACAGCCACGAAAGCUUGAACAUGUCAUUAAGGUGGCUCAUGCUUGUUUGAAUCCUCAAGAACCACUGCUGGACACAAAGAGUGAGGCAUACCUUCAGCAGGCCCAGGAACUGGUCAUACUUGAAACUAUUAUGCUGCAGACACUGGGAUUUGAUAUCACCAUCGAUCAUCCUCACACUGAUGUUGUAAAGUGUACGCAGUUAGUGAGAGUCUGGAUUCAACCUGUGGAUUAUCAGACUUCAGCCUGUCGAGCUCUGCCUUUUCUACCCACAAUCCCCCUAUCCUCAGGACUACCUCAAGAUCUGGAUAGCAAUGUGGUUGUUGGCUCCUACCAAGCAAGCAAGGAUUUGGCACAGACUUCCUAUUUCAUGGCUACCAACAGUCUGCAUCUUACAACAUUUUGUCUUCAGUACAAACCAACUGUAAUAGCAUGUGUAUGCAUUCAUUUGGCUUGCAAGUGGUCCAACUGGGAAAUUCCUGUGUCAACAGACGGCAAGCACUGGUGGGAGUACGUAGAUCCAUCUGUCACACUUGAGUUGCUUGACGAACUAACUCAUGAAUUUCUGCAGAUACUGGAGAAGACUCCACAUAGGUUGAAAAAGAUUCGAAACUGGAGGGCUAUUCAGGCUGCCAGGAAACCUAAAACAGAAGGAUCGGUGGCUGAGAAUUGUCCAACUGGUCCUUCCGUGACCCAGAAUUCUGUUUUAGUAGAUCCAGUUGGUGGUACUUCAAGUGCAAGUUUUUCAAAACCUUCCACAUCUUCAGUUCCCACACAUGCUCAAAGUUCAGCUACUCAUACGUCUGAGAGUGUCCCUGUUGGAGCUACUAGUGUGCCAAGCACAUCAUACAACAUGGCACCUCAGCAUCUAGAGCAGACCAGAGCAGAUGCAGCACUGCCUGGUAACCAACAUAGUAAUUUUCAACAAGGAACUUCAGGUCACCUACAUUCAAAUUCACAUCACCGACCUGAGAGAAAUUUAGAACAUGCUGUUAAACAUGAGCAUGCUCAUAAGUCCAGCAGCAAACACCAUGGACACACAAUUCCACCUCCUUUACCUGCCCCUAAUAAAAUGUCAUUAAACACAUACAGAGAAAAGCAUGCUGCAGAGCUUGCAAUUCAGAAACGCAAACUGGAGACUCUGGAGAUGGAUGUCAGAGAACACUAUGCAAAUGCUGCACAAGCUCUGGUGGAACAGCAGCAGCACAAAAAGCAGCAUACUCAGCAGCAGCUGCAUGUUUCCGGCAACAGUUCUAAAAUGUCACCAAGUAAAAUGAAACAUGCUGUUGCCACUGCAGAAAAAGCAGACAAGCAUUCUGAAAAAGACAAGAAUGUUUCACUUAAACUGCGUCUACCUAUUCCAGGCACUGAAAAACCUUUAAGCAAAGAUGAUUUAAAAAUGAAAAUUAAAGUUUCUUCCUCUGAAAGACACAGCUCAUCAGAUGAGGGCAGUGGUAAGAGCAAACAUUCAAGCCCUCAUCUCAACAAAGAGCAUAAAGAAAAACACAAAGAUCAUUCCUCACACCGCCACCAUAGCAGCCACAAGCAUUCCCAUUCUCACACUGGUGGCACUGGAAGUAGCAAACAAAGUACUGAUGGAUCUGCUGCAGCUGUUAUACGGAGUCCUGUUGGUUUACCUGGAGAGGGAAAUUCCAGCUCAUCCCGCAAGAGGUUGCACUCCAGUGAUGCCUCUCACAACCACCACUCCAAAAUGAGCAAAAGUUCCAAAAAUUCAGGUAGUUCUAGUUCUUCCUCCUCUGUAAAGCAGUAUGUAUCCUCUCACAACUCUGUUCUUAACCUUCCCUUCCCCCCUCCUCCCCCUGUUACAUACCAGGUGGGCUACGGACAACUCAGCACCCUUGUGAAACUGGACAAGAAGCCAGUGGAGCCCAACGGUCCUGAUGCUCGUCAAGAAUACAAUCCAAACAAUCAGAAUAUGAACUACAAAGACACAUUCGACAUUCUGGAUUCACUGUUAAGUGCCCAAGGAAUGAAAAUGUAAUUUUUUUCUUUUUUUAAUUUAGGUCAUAUAGAAAGUUUUUUUAACUUAAAAUUAGAACGAACACCUUCCUAAUACAGCAGUGGAUGCAGUUGCUGCUGCCAUUUCAGUUUAUGUAAGUGCUGCUUUGUCCUUCACACUUAAGAGAUUAGUGCAAACACAAGUCUUGAUCUCCACAUAUAGUAUUAAAACUGUUUAUAGCAUGAAAGGUUUAGAUUUAUUUCUUAGACUUUCUAUAGUUACUGUUUAGUAGUCAUUGGCUGGCUCUAGGAAGGCAUGUGAUGCCUCAUCUGUCAAGUUUAAUUUUCAUAACACAGCCAGAAUUUGGUUUAAUUUCUGAAUGGGUGUCAGUUUGUGUAUUUAUAUUGUAUGUAUGAUUUGCAUGUUUCAGUGAUAAAGGGAUAGAGUAUACUGCCAAUUGUUUACAAGAAAGUGGAGAAAAAAUGUACAUACAUUUUUGUAUGUUUAGAAAUAUCAAUACUCAGGUUUGGAGCUGCUCGGAUGAAUAACAGUAUCGAAAAAAAUCACUUCAUUGCGUCUUGUGUUUGUCCAUAUGCUCUAAAAAUAACUAUUUUGACAAGUUUUUUUUUUUUUUUUUUUUUCAAACCUGCAUUUUAAGCCUUAUUAGGAAUCACCAAAGGGCGCAUUUCAUUUAGAUGUAGUGACGUUCAAGGUCAUAUAUUGAAUAUACAUAGCUUUGAGGGUUAUAACAAAGUUGUUGCCUAACUUGUGCUCAUUUGACCUGAAUUUGCUGAAGUGCCCUAGUUUAAUCAACAGGAACAAAUAAAGUUUACAUAUCUUUUGCUGUGAAGUGCAUUUAAAUGUUUCUUGGCUAAAUGCAGUGACCUAGGCAGAGAGCUGUUACCUGAUUGUUGUAUAGUUAAAUGUGAUUUUAAAGUCAAACAUCAGAGUUUAAUGUAGUGAAAUUAGCAAGUAAAGUUAGUUUGUACUACUAUCCAAGUGAACCACCAUAAAUGAUUUCCUAUACUUAAUGGCUACUCAGCAAGGUAUAAUUUCCAUUUUUUUCUGAAUGGCAUUGUAUUCCAAGUUUCUGUAAGGAAAGGAAGAAUGUACUUGUUACUGCAGAAGCAGUUUCCUCAAGUAUAUAUUCUAAAAUAAAAAUGUGAGCAUCGGUCUUUAUAUCAGAAUUUUCAUUUAUAUUCCAUCAUGUACUUGUUACUGCAGAUGCAGUUUCCUCAAGUAUAUAUUCUAAAAUAAAAAUGUGAGCAUCGGUCUUUA
Messenger RNA from Protopterus annectens (West African lungfish), 3549 nucleotides. RefSeq names its product cyclin T2 (gene CCNT2). Gene Ontology annotation, cellular component: cyclin/CDK positive transcription elongation factor complex; nucleus. Gene Ontology annotation, biological process: positive regulation of DNA-templated transcription, elongation; regulation of transcription by RNA polymerase II. The coding region runs from base 31 to 2313 and encodes 760 amino acids. Gene Ontology annotation, molecular function: cyclin-dependent protein serine/threonine kinase activator activity. The transcript is spliced from 10 exons. NCBI's taxonomy places the organism in Eukaryota, Metazoa, Chordata, Ceratodontiformes, Protopteridae. The record is from RefSeq and is a predicted model, not a curated record.